GCGCAUUUUUGGUUCCUUAUUGUGUGAUGUUAGUAGUCGGUGGUAUUCCUUUGUUUUAUAUGGAACUCGCACUUGGCCAGUUUAAUAGGAAGGGUGCUAUAACAUGUUGGGGUCGAUUGGUUCCGCUUUUGAAAGGUAUUGGAUAUGCAGUCGUCUUAAUUGCGUUUUACGUCGAUUUUUACUACAACGUUAUCAUCGCUUGGUCACUGCGUUAUUUCUUCGCCUCGUUCUCCGGAUUGUUACCCUGGACUACCUGCGAUAACCCUUGGAACACGCCGCUAUGCCGCGAAUUCGAUGAAAAUAUUACAUAUGCGAUGGAAGAUUCGAUAGCCGGCGAAUUGAAUAUGAAUCUUGGAAAUAUCACACAAUUUCUGGCAGAUCAAGGAUCGGAUGUGAUUGUUGCUAGUCAGAAUGUAGCAGAUAACCGUACAGCAUACACGAGCGCUGCUCAUGAAUAUUUUAAUCGUGCUAUUUUGGAGCUACAUGAAAGCGAUGGCUUACACGACCUCGGAGCUAUUAAGUGGGACAUCGCGCUAUGCUUACUCGUGGUCUACCUAGUUUGCUAUUUUUCUCUGUGGAAAGGCAUCUCGACUUCUGGCAAGGUGGUCUGGUUUACCGCUCUUUUUCCUUACGCAGUCUUGUUGAUUCUGCUGAUAAGAGGUAUUACUCUACCGGGAAGUACCGAGGGGAUUCGUUAUUAUCUCAGUCCAAAUUUCUCCGCUAUUACAAGAGCAGAGGUAUGGGUGGAUGCCGCAACACAGGUAUUUUUUUCUUUAGGACCAGGUUUUGGAGUGUUGCUCGCUUAUGCAAGUUACAAUAAGUAUCAUAACAAUGUUUACAAAGAUGCUUUAUUGACGAGUUUGAUCAACAGCGCAACGUCCUUUAUUGCUGGAUUUGUUAUAUUUUCGGUACUCGGUUACAUGGCACGUGCAAGUGGAAAAUCCAUCCAAGAUGUUGCCACAGAAGGGCCCGGUUUGGUCUUCAUUGUUUAUCCAGCAGCUAUUGCUACUAUGCCUGGAUCAAUGUUUUGGGCACUUAUCUUUUUCAUGAUGUUGCUUACGCUCGGUUUGGACAGCUCGGUAUGA
Dinoponera quadriceps is the source of this 1085-nucleotide messenger RNA. It is a transcript of the gene DAT, whose product is annotated as sodium-dependent dopamine transporter. The record is from RefSeq and is a predicted model, not a curated record. The annotation marks the transcript as partial. Gene Ontology annotation, molecular function: dopamine:sodium symporter activity. The transcript has 6 exons. NCBI's taxonomy places the organism in Eukaryota, Metazoa, Arthropoda, Insecta, Hymenoptera, Formicidae. Gene Ontology annotation, biological process: sodium ion transmembrane transport; dopamine uptake involved in synaptic transmission. Gene Ontology annotation, cellular component: neuronal cell body membrane; presynaptic membrane; neuron projection.